AUGUGGUUUUUUGCAGGGGGGCUUCUGCUCGGGUAUUUACGGCGCGCGGCGGUCCCAGCAGAAGUUCAAGCAGACUGCUCGCGGUUCGCUCCCGGGCUCGCAGCUGCAGCGCCGGGCACAGGGCGCGGAGCGAGUCCCACCCGCCUGGCCAUGGGCUGCACAUGCAGCACGACCGGCCGCUGCCCAGCCAGGAGCAAGAAACGACUAAGAGCUCGGCAGCCAAAGGGACAGGCUUCCCAGGAGCUGACGGCCGUGAAGACAGAGAAUCAUGUCAUCGCAGCUCCCUUGCCUGAGGAUGUGGAGACGACGAAGGCCCUGCUGCUGGAGGAGCAGAAGAGGGAGAUUGCGAGGCUGCUCCAAGGACAUCAGGAGGAAACGGAGAGGCUGAAGGAAGCCCACCAGGCAGAGACCCAGAGACUGACCCAAGACGUUAAAAUCCAGGUGGAAAAGGAAAGAGAUUUAGAGCUUAACAAGCAGCUCUCCAAGCAGUUCGACACACUGAACAGAGAGCAUGAAGAGAACCUCCGAGAAGUCCAGAGGGCCCAUGACCAGGAGAUGCUGCUCUUAAGGGAAUCCUACCAAACGUCCCAGUCUUCCUUACAGGAGACGAUUGACAGGUUAAAUUCUCAGCUGAAAUCCUUCCAGGAGAAAAUGAAACGGGUGGAGGAAUCGAUCUUGAGCAGAGACUAUAAGCAACAUAUUCAGGAUUAUGGGAGCCCCAGCCACUUCUGGGAGCAAGAACUGGAGAGUCUCCAUUUUGUCAUAGAGAUGAAGAACGAACGCAUCCAUGACCUGGACAAGAAGCUGCUGAACUUGGAAACAGUGAUGGAGAGGAACCUGCUUCUGGAGGAGAAAGUGAAAACCCUUCAGCAGGAGAAUGAGGAUCUGCACGUUCAGACACAGAACCACUUGACAAUGACAAGGCAACUGUCUGACAAGCUCCUGGUGGUUCGGGAGGCCCUGGACAAGGAGUCCCAGCUGCGGGAGCAGGCGCACCGGGAGAAGGAAGAGCUGCUGUACAGGGUCCUGAACGGUGACUCCUCCCCCACCUUCCCCAUCCCCCCCAGCGAGGUGCCGCUCAUCGCCACGUAG
Messenger RNA from Emys orbicularis (European pond turtle), 1092 nucleotides. It is a transcript of the gene CCDC69, whose product is annotated as coiled-coil domain containing 69. NCBI's taxonomy places the organism in Eukaryota, Metazoa, Chordata, Testudines, Emydidae. Gene Ontology annotation, cellular component: cytoplasm; nucleus. The record is from RefSeq and is a predicted model, not a curated record. Gene Ontology annotation, molecular function: microtubule binding. The transcript is spliced from 9 exons. The coding region runs from base 1 to 1092 and encodes 363 amino acids.